Molecule: messenger RNA, 381 nt
Organism: Arabidopsis thaliana (thale cress)
Lineage: Eukaryota; Viridiplantae; Streptophyta; Magnoliopsida; Brassicales; Brassicaceae
Product: Bifunctional inhibitor/lipid-transfer protein/seed storage 2S albumin superfamily protein
Exons: 2
Coding region: 1-381 (126 amino acids)
Biological process (GO): lipid transport
Molecular function (GO): lipid binding
Source: RefSeq, marked reviewed
AUGGAUACACACACCACUAAAUUAGUCGCGAUUUCACUUCUACUGCUUCUCGUGAUCUCCGAUUACACUAGGCUAAUGAUUCAGGUUCACUCGUACGUACCAUUUUGUGCAUACACAUAUGAUUACUUUUCUUAUUGUCUAGACUUUCUCACGGGAUAUUACUACAAACCCGGUAAAAAAUGUUGUGUCCAUAUCGUAAAACUUAACAUAAUUGCGAAACACAAAAAAGAGAACCCGAGGCUUUUGUGUAAUUGUGUUGAGAUGAUGACGAGAGGUUAUACGCCUCCAAUGUUGGCUGAUAAGAUCCAACAGCUUCCUCUUCUUUGCAACACACAUCUCAGUUUCCCUAUCUCCUCUAGCAUGGAUUGCUCCACGGUUUAA